AUGUUUGGGGAGAGCGUGACAGCUGGCCCGGUGCCGAGCACUGUGCUCGCACGGGACGCAUUGGUGGUCGAUGGCGUGUCGACGGCUUCGCCGGCUCCGUCCGCCGUCCCGGCCCUUCUCACUUCGCUGCUGGACGCCGUUGUCCGGAGCUACCUUGCCCUGCUCCACACGCUCACCCACUCUCCAGAUGCCGCCGAUGGCGCCAUUGUCUCGCUCCGAUCGAUGCUGUACAACAUGACUGUCCUCACCUCCUCCCUCCGAGCCAACGAAGCGCGUCUUGGCAUCAAGAAAGCUCUCGAGGCCGACGUCGCUCGCAAGCGUGCCCUCCUCGCCGACUUUGCCUCCCUUCGUCCGCACAUCCAGAACCUGCUUGCCACCGCCCGCUCCGCCAUGGUUGCCAAGGCCACUUCCCUUGCCAACCAAGUCGACGAACUCGUGGCUGCUGCGCCCAGUCUUGCUGACGUUGCCGAGACCGGCGCCCCGCUGCCGUCGCCCACCGGCGUGCUUACCGGGUAUGCUCCGCCUUCCAACGUCACCCUUGUCGGCAUUUACCCGCUCACCGGCUCGCUUGCCGGCCCUGGAGCGCACGUCCACACCGGCGUCUUACUCGCCAUCGAGGAUAUCAACCGCAACCCGAACCUUCUCCCCAAGGUAUGUCCCGCACCUUGCUAA
Molecule: messenger RNA, 672 nt
Organism: Thecamonas trahens ATCC 50062
Lineage: Eukaryota; Apusomonadida; Apusomonadidae
Exons: 2
Coding region: 1-672 (223 amino acids)
Biological process (GO): regulation of transcription by RNA polymerase II
Cellular component (GO): mediator complex
Molecular function (GO): transcription coregulator activity
Source: RefSeq, a predicted model, not a curated record